GGGGGCGUCGCGGGCCGGCCUGCCCUAUAAGGGGCCGAGCCGCCUCUGCCUCCGGGCGGGUGCCUGGCGGGCCGCGGCGGCGGCAGCGGCGGCGGCGGCGGCGGCUGCGAUUGGCUCAGGCGCCCCAUCCGGGGACUGGGCUCGGCGCUGCUCGUUCGCCCUAAAGGUACCAAUAUGGCGGAGGCUUCCUUUGGAAGUUCGAGCCCAGUUGGGUCGUUGUCAUCUGAGGACCAUGACUUUGACCCCACUGCGGAGAUGCUAGUGCAUGACUACGAUGACGAAAGAACUCUAGAGGAAGAGGAGUUGAUGGAUGACGGGAAAAACUUCAGCUCUGAAAUUGAAGACUUAGAAAAGGAAGGCGCUAUGCCCCUAGAAGACCUAUUGGCAUUCUACGGCUAUGAAUCUACACUUCCAACGGUUGCGAAUCCCAGUGCAAACAGCUCCCCAAGCGAACUUGCAGACGAGCUACCAGAUAUGACUCUAGACAAAGAAGAAAUAGCAAAAGACCUGUUGUCGGGCGAUGACGAGGAAACCCAGUCUUCUGCUGAUGACCUGACACCAUCGGUGACUUCUCAUGAAACUUCGGAGUUCUUCCCCCGGCCUUUACGAUCAAAUACUACAUGUGAUGGAGACAAGGAGUCAGAGGUUGAAGACGUUGAAACGGACAGUGGUAACUCACCUGAAGAUUUGAGAAGGGAAAUAAUGAUUGGUCUAGAGUAUCAGGCAGAAAUUCCCCCUUACCUUGGCGAGUACAAUGGUGACGACGAGAAAGCUUAUGAAAAUGAAGACCAGUUACUUUGGCAUCCUGGUGUGCUUUUGGAGAGCAAAGUCAAGGAGUACCUUAUUGAGACCUCAUUAAGAACUGGAAAUGAAAAAGCCCUAGACAGAAUUCCUUCAGGCACACACACCAGGGAUAAUGAACAGGCAUUAUAUGAACUUCUCAAGUGUAACCACAAUAUAAAGGAGGCAAUUGAAAGGUACUGCUCUAAUGGAAAGGCAUCUCAAGAAGGAAUGACAGCAUGGACAGAAGAGGAGUGCCGAAGCUUUGAACACGCACUGAUGCUUCAUGGAAAAGAUUUUCAUCUCAUUCAGAAAGAUAAGGUGAGAUCUAGAACUGUUGCUGAGUGUGUAGCCUUCUACUACAUGUGGAAGAAAUCAGAACGCUAUGAUUACUUUGCUCAACAGACAAAAUUUGGAAAGAAACGCUAUAACCAUCACCCUGGCGUUACGGACUAUAUGGAUCGUCUCGUAGAUGAAGCAGAGUCUCAGGGUGGCACGGUCAGUUCUUCAGCCUUAGCUUCUAACCGUCCUGAGCCCAUUCCUGAUCAGCCGCUGAACAUUCUCAGCUCUUUCACUGCCAGUGACCUGACGGCUUUGACCAACAGUGUAGCAACUGUCUGCAACCCCACAGAUGUGAAUUGUCUGGAUGAUAGCUUUCCUCCGCUGGCAAACACGCCUCGUGGACACGUCAAUCAUGUGCCUGUCGUAACGGAAGAGUUACUCACCCUGCCCAGCAAUGGUGAAAGUGAUUGUUUUAAUUUAUUUGAGACUGGAUUUUAUCACUCAGAGUUAAACCCCAUGUGCAGCGAAGAAUCAGAAAGACCAGCAAAGAGAUUGAAGAUGGGCAUUGCUGUCCCUGAAUCCUUUAUGAAUGAGGUUUCUGUAAAUAACCUGGGUGUAGACUUUGAAAAUCAUACACAUCACAUCACCAGUGCCAAAAUGGCUGUCUCUGUGGCUGACUUUGGCAGUUUGUCUGCCAGUGAGACAAACGGAUUCAUCAAUGCCCAUACUCUGCAUCAGCACCAGCACGCCGCCCUUCAUUCAGAGUGACGGGAAGGGGAGCCCAGAGACAACGGGUGUGCAGUACCAGUAAACUUGAGGGAGCUCUCGGGUUUGCUUAGUCUUUCACUGGAAGUUUGAACCGUUUUCACUAUGACAUCAGUGAUGUCAGUAUGUAUAGAACUAUAUCUUGAUUUAUCAAGAGUAUUUUCAUUUUUCAAUCCAUAAAUGUGGAAAUGAACUAUGAUCCGCAGAGUUGGGAACUAAGAUGGAGCUCUGUGGUGCAGCUUUAAGCUCUGCUUCUCCUCCUCAUCCCUUAAUACCUCUUCCACGUCCUCCUUUUUCUGUUCCCGUUGCCCUCACCCCAGAUUUAAAACCUGUAGACAGAGGCCACCAGCUCAAACCAGCACAGAUGUUCAGAACUGAUGUGGCUUCUUUUCAUGUCAGCUCCUUUUGCCGUAACGGAUGCAGUGGAAUCAAUGUUUACAGGUACCAACCCCGAUCCCUGCUCAAUGUAGCAUUUUUUUUUUUUUUUGGUUUUAUUUUCUUUGUUAAUAAAAGCAGGGGUAGGUUUCUUUAAACUGCACAAACAUGCAAGGAUUUUUUUUAAAAAACAGAAACUUCUCUCAUGUUAUUCAACUAGAGCACUUCAGUUUACAAAACAGCAAGACCAUCUGUCUGGAAGCCAGCACGAGGAACUGUGUGCAAAUGAUGAAGACGCUUGCUUGGAUCCUGUUUCAAAAUUCUAGACCAGGGCUACCUUACACAGAAUUGGUCAUUGUUCUGCCGGGAGGGAGACUUCUGUGUAAACUUUUCUUUUCUUUUCUUUUUUUUUUUUUUUUAACAAAAAAAAUUGGCAUUUGAAGAUGUGGUAUUCAUAUGGGGUUUUGUCCACCAUUGUCAAGAUUGUAAUAUUAAAAAUCAUACUGGUCACUGGUAAUUUAGUUUGUUCCGAGGCAGUUGACUUGCAGAGGCACAGUCUACAAAGCCCAGGAAGUUGCCACAGUGGUUUACAUUUUGGGACACCUCUUGGAGCACUGCAGUUCAAAGUGUUAAUAUACUUAGACUUCUAGAUGGUCUACAUCAUGCAGAACCUUGAAGUAUACCUAAGCUAUUUUGUUUAGCUCGAAUAGUUGGAAAGAAAACUGAGUUUCUGUCUGAAGUAGAAUGGUACGUUACCACUGUAAAGUUUUAAAAAGUGACAGAUGUUCACAUGCAUCUCAGAUGUGAUUUUACUUUUAUUCCAAACGUGAAUAAGAAGCCAUUGUCAUAGCUUUGACCAUUUUUGCUUUAUUAGAUAUGCUCCUUUUAAGUUUUAAGGUGAGUCAAACUAUACAAUACAGUAUUAGGAUAUAAGCUUUGCUUUUAUAGUACAGUUAAAACAAUUACUUUUGCACCGUCUUAAUUAAAUAUUUUGAUUUAUUUUUUAAUUUUUUUUAUUUUACUAGUCGUGUUGCUGUUUGUAAGUGUAAGUCGCUUCAAGGUUGUGCUGAGUAGGUAGGAGGUAGUGGUCCUAGUGAUUGGAAGGGAGGGUAUUUAUUACACAAACUGUGAACUGCAAUGACAUCCUUGGUUUUGGAUGGUGUGUAUUGUUUUCCUUUGCAGCAUUUUAAUGAAGAUUGCUUUGAAGUGUUUACACAGUAGCACAUUAACUAUAAAAUUUAGUUUAGCACAGAGGACAAAGGGUAGUUAAAUUAAUAACUUAAAAUCAGUCUUUAACUUAUACAGCUAAAAUUUAAUAUUCCUGUAUGCACACAGUAAACAAUGGGUAGCCCGGACUCCAUGUUGCUUUCUAAUACUCUCCAAGUGGUUAGUUAGCUUUUUAUUGCUGUGCUGUGCUAAACUUUGAACCUUAUUUUUUUUUUUUUUUGUUCCCUUCAGUAUACUUUCUUUAAUGUAGGAGGAUACUGGGCAUAUUCUUGCAUUGUUAUAACUAUAUUUUUCACUCUGGGUUUACAGUGGCUGGUCUGUAUAAAUAAUUUACACAAAGAUGACUGAAUGCUAAUACCAGUUGCACUUAAAUGAAAAUGCCCAUUCUCAUUAGCUGACACAGUUUAUCUAUGCAUUGCUGGGGUCUUGAUAUAAGAUGGAAACAGUGUUUCUUAUCUAGAGUUUUGAUUAUCAGCAAGUUGAAUGGACACUUUAGUUAUUUAAAUAGAGUUUUGACCAAAAUCCAGAAAAAUGAUAUGAGAGAAAUAAAUUCCAGCUAGUUUAACAGAUUUUUAAAUGCUAACCGGAUUUUAGCCUCUUAGAGAGUGCUACCUAGCUGGUAACGUUUACUUUUAAUUCCUUGUUAAAAUGAGGCAAUAAUUUGCAAGAUUUUUGUAUAUAUGUGUACAGUAAAUUCUUCAUAUCUUUUUAGACCUAAUUCAAUAUUUUCUGACUGCUCCUGUCAUGUAUGAUACAUUUUUGUGCAUGCCUGAUGUGACAUUCAUAAAUUGUACCACUAUGACUUUAUCCAUGUAAAAUAGCUAUUUAUUGAAUUUUCUUCCAACAGCUGGACUUAUUUUUUUGUCUCCAUUUAAACAUCUUAGCAGAGAAUUUGUUACUGUUUAUUAAAAGAAUUGAGUUUGAAAGCAUAAAAAAAAUCUGCUUCGCAAUCGUAUGAAGAAAAACAUGCCUUUAUUAUCACGUGUUAAUAAGCACAAUUCUUAUAGCAAACGGUGAUGAAUUCUUUGUUUCUUUCAUUUGCCGCAAUAUUUUCAUAUGAACAAACCAAAAAUCCAUGGUGAGCAGUGGCGGUGUUGGCUGGCCCAUCCUGUGUGUCCAGGGAACUCCAGAGGAUGUGGACAUUGACGAGUGUAACCUGGUGCUGUGACUGGAGCAAUACUUUUGUCACUUGUGCUUCGCCGUGCUAUGCCGGCCUUUUAAAUGUUUAGUUUUCCUCUUGUCAUGGUCAACUGCUGAAUUUACUUGAAGGAUGUAGAAUACUAUUUAAAAAAAACAAAAAACAAAAAAAAAAAACAAAAAAAACCCUAAAGUAUGUACAAUUAGGUCAAAGAAUUGUGCAAUCGUUUCCUUUUUAAUUUUUAAAAUUGAAGGUCACAAAUAUUUGAGAUCAGACCUAAUAGAGUAGUCGUACUAUUUAAUUUAACCAAAGUCUAGUAAAUACUUCAACCUUGAAUGUAAACUAACAACCCGACCACCAAGGAGAUUGUUUGCCCAGAGUUUCAAAGCACAUUGUCUACGAAUGGAAAUUGAAAUAAUUUAUAAAAUAUUGACAUUACUAUGUUUUUUAAAAAGUUCCUAAUUUUUUCACUAAAAGGAGGGAAACUAUUAGUUUUAUUGUUAAAUAUGGUAGAUAAUAAUAUUCCUCUUAGAUGACCAGUGAUUGCAAUUGUCCCAGUUUGAACUAAGUACCCUGUGAGUAUGAGGAACUAGUGACAAUCAGAACAAGUUUUAGUAUCCAAUGUUCAAGAGGAAGUUGCUAUUGUUGCAUUGAUUUUAAUAUUUGUACAUAAACACUGAUUUUUUGAGCAUUAUUUUGUAUUUGUUGUACUUUAAUACCUGGUGUACAGUUCCAGAAAUAAAAAUCUGGAAAUCUGUU
This is a messenger RNA of Mus pahari (shrew mouse), 5326 nucleotides long. RefSeq names its product MIER family member 3 (gene Mier3). NCBI's taxonomy places the organism in Eukaryota, Metazoa, Chordata, Mammalia, Rodentia, Muridae. Gene Ontology annotation, molecular function: transcription corepressor activity; histone deacetylase binding. The coding region runs from base 175 to 1830 and encodes 551 amino acids. Gene Ontology annotation, biological process: negative regulation of transcription by RNA polymerase II. The transcript is spliced from 13 exons. Gene Ontology annotation, cellular component: nucleoplasm. The record is from RefSeq and is a predicted model, not a curated record.